This is a messenger RNA of Volvox carteri f. nagariensis, 411 nucleotides long. RefSeq lists its product as uncharacterized. The coding region runs from base 1 to 411 and encodes 136 amino acids. Gene Ontology annotation, cellular component: ciliary basal body. The record is from RefSeq and is a predicted model, not a curated record. Lineage: Eukaryota; Viridiplantae; Chlorophyta; Chlorophyceae; Chlamydomonadales; Volvocaceae. Gene Ontology annotation, biological process: cilium organization. The transcript is spliced from 4 exons.
AUGUCACGCUCUUUCCCAGGCGAGCAAAUAGAGGCGGCCUAUAAUGCACGUCGACUACAGAACUGGGAGGUGCCAGCAGAAGAUAAAUCUAAGGCCGUGCAAACGACAACAGGCACACGAUUUGGCACCCUUAUCCCACGCACUGGCAAGACAGAAUUCAUCGCCGAUGAUAGCGGGCACCUUAAGCCGGGUGUGCCCAAGAUCAAUAAUGCCUUCAACAACUCGGGAACCGCCCCCGUCUACAUGAACUCAUCGCCCAGGUGGCCCAAGGAGAACCCCACGUGGCCCAAGACAGAGAAGGCGACGAUGGGUUACAAAGGCAUUUCUACGGACUACCUGCCUACCUCCACCGUGACGCUUAAGGCCGUCGAGGUGAAGGGGACCAAGGAGCGCAACUUCAACUUUACCUGA